Staurois parvus is the source of this 308-nucleotide messenger RNA. Lineage: Eukaryota; Metazoa; Chordata; Amphibia; Anura; Ranidae. The record is from the annotation of a GenBank genome assembly.
AUGGAGAUAGAAAAUCACUCUCUAAUGAUGGACAACAAUGUGCUAAACGUUGAGAGCAAGGCUUGGAUUAAUUCUAUGAAAUAGACACAAUGAGGCUUCUCUCCUGGAUUGGAUGGAAAGAUGUAAUAUUACUCUUGUACAGGUUAAUGGUUAGAGGAAAUAUGGUGACCCUCCUGCAGGCUGGGUUGGAGAAGCUUCUCCACUGGGGACAGAAAUAUUUAUCAACAAUCUCCCUCCAGAAUUCUAUGAAAAUAAACGAAUUCCACAUUUUCAGGCUGCUGGAACAUUGUAUGAGUCUUGUCUUAUGA